Pestalotiopsis fici W106-1 is the source of this 1662-nucleotide messenger RNA. RefSeq lists its product as uncharacterized. Bases 1 to 1662 code for a protein of 553 amino acids. Gene Ontology annotation, biological process: transmembrane transport. The record is from RefSeq and is a predicted model, not a curated record. Gene Ontology annotation, cellular component: membrane. The transcript has 10 exons. Lineage: Eukaryota; Fungi; Ascomycota; Sordariomycetes; Amphisphaeriales; Sporocadaceae. Gene Ontology annotation, molecular function: transmembrane transporter activity.
AUGGCGAACAACGACGUGUCGGUGGUGUCUGCCGCCAUCAACCACCAUCCCCAUGAGACCAAGCCCGCGCUCCUGGACGAGGUCAUUGCAAAGCACGAUGAAGCAAGCGUCGAUGCGGACGACUUUACCCUCAUGCUCAUGGGGAAGAAACCCGAGAUGAAGAGAGUAUACAACUUUUGGACACUGUGUGCGUACCAGAUCAUGAUGUGUGCCACCUGGUCCUGCACUGUUGUGCUCUACGGUACUAUAUUUGACAUUGGAGGUCCAGUCGGUCUCUUGUAUGGAACCGUAGUGGUUGCCAUCGGACAGACGCUUCUCAUGGCGUCCCUAGCCGAGUAUUGCGGCAUAUGGCCCACGGCAGGCGGCCAGCAAUACUAUGUGCAGGUUCUCGCGAGCCCUCGUUGGCGUCCAUUGCUUUCCUAUCUGGUCGGAUGGGGCCUUAUAGUGGCGGAGAUGUCAGUCAGCGCCUCGUGCGCCCUGAAUAAUGCUGAUAUCAUAUCUUCUUUUGUUUCUAUACUGUACCCUGAUCUCGAGUGGAAGGCUUGGAUGACGUUCGUGGUUUACCUUCCCAUGAUCAUCGUUCCGUUGCUCAUGAACAUAAAUGCCUCGAUGCUACCCGCUUACAGUUCAUUCGGCGCAGUCCUCACCGUCGUGGGUUUUGUGGCAUAUGCCAUUACUUUUCUUGCCAUGGCUCCCAAGUCUGAUGCAUCAUUUGUGUUUACUACUUUCCUCAAUAACACAGGAUACAAAAGCUCAGGGUGGGUGUUCAUCAUGGCUUGUUACAACUCCAUGUAUGGGUUAUAUGGAACCGAUUCGAUGAUGCACGUGGUAGAAGAGAUGAGGGACGCCGCCAAGGAUGCACCGCGCGCCAUGGUUUGGUCCAUGGUAUUUGCCAGCGUUACAGCGAUCGCGUCAGAUCUCAUCUUGCUCUUCUGCUGCGGCGACUAUGAAGCCUACGCGGAAGCACUGUCACCAUAUGUGGCUUGGUUCAUCGAUGUGACAGGUAGCAUAUAUGGUGGUGGGUUGUGGGUAGUGAUUCUUUUCUGUCUCAACAACUUGCUCAUAUGUGUCGGAAUUAUGUCAUCCUGCUCAAGACUAGGCUGGAGAAUGGCCCAAGACCGAGCUUUUCCAUACUCUGAAUGGCUGGCCCAACUGCAUCCUCGGUUUGGCAUUCCCCUCAAUAUGAUGCUACUCGUCUUUGCCGCAGAAAUUGUUGUCGGUCUUAUAUCCCUCGGGAGCGACCUAGCAUUCUACGCCAUUGUUAGCGGAAGUGGUGUCUUCUUCCAACUGGCCUAUGCAACACCAAUUAUAGCUGUGCUCAUACGAGGUCGAGAAAUUUUACCCCCGCGGCCGCACUUUGACCUGGGCCGAUGGGGCCUUAUCAUCAACUAUAUAUCAGUCUUCUGGGCUGUUCUAAUGGUGUUCAUGUAUUUGUUUCCAUUGUACAUUCCGGUCGACGAGGACAACCUGGGCAACAUGAAUUGGGCCAUCAUCAUUGUUGGAGCGGAAGUCAUCUUUUCUGUGGGCUACUGGUUCUACGCAGCCCGAUACAAAUACAUGAAAGACACCAUUAGUCCGGUUGACGGUUCGGUUGCAGUCAUAGACGGCGAAACACCUUCUAUAGAGCCAACGGAGAUCAUCGUAUCCCCCAAGAGCGAUUAG